CUAAAGAGGUUUAAGUUCAGAGGAUCAGACGACAGCUGGACACGGAAACACAGCAGAGAGAGCUACAGCAGACAUGGCUCUCAAACGAGAAGAUACAGAGCGAGCGCUGCAGGCGAUGGAAGCCUGUCAAUCAGCAGGUGAUGAAGGUUUCAGGAGUCGUGCUGAAAGACUCUUGACCAUCUUUCAGAGUGACCUGUUUCAGGCUCUGCUGGAUAUUCAGGAGUUUUAUGAGCUGACAGUGUUUGAGAAUCAGACAUUCACACCGGGACUGAAGUACCGUUAUCAUGACGAGGAGACACCGCCGCUGCAGCACAGUCCAGCUCACCUGACCGCAGGAAAGUCUGCAGAGAUGCUGACCGUCAGCGACGCCGGACACGCCCCCAUCGACGGUAUCCACGGUUACACACCCCAGAUGCACGGGUCUCCCGCCAAACCGGUGUUGCUCCCCAGCGGUCACCCACCCUUCUAUGCCACCUCCAGUCUGAUGAACGGCAUGGACGGAGACGUGGAGUAUGAGGAGAUCACACUGGAGAGGGGUAACUCCGGCCUGGGCUUCAGCAUCGCCGGUGGGACUGAUAACCCUCACAUCGGAGACGACCCCAGUAUCUUCAUCACUAAGAUCAUCGCAGGAGGAGCUGCGGCGCAGGACGGACGGCUGAGGGUGAACGACAGCAUCCUGUUCGUGAAUGAUGUGGACGUGCGUGAGGUCACUCACAGUCUGGCGGUGGAGGCGCUGAAGGAGGCGGGGCCAAUCGUCCGGCUCUACGUGCUGCGACACAAACCCCCUGCAGAGAAAAUCAUAGAGAUGAAGCUCAUCAAAGGCCCUAAAGGUCUGGGCUUCAGCAUCGCGGGGGGUGUGGGAAACCAACACGUUCCUGGAGACAACAGCAUCUACGUCACCAAGAUCAUCGAAGGAGGAGCCGCGCAUAAAGACGGGCGACUGCAGAUCGGAGACAAGAUCCUCGCUGUGAAUAAUAUGUAUCUAGAGGACGUGAUGCAUGAAGACGCUGUAGCGGUGCUUAAAAACACAGGAGACGUGGUUUAUCUGAGAGUAGCCAAAACUCUUCAUCAUCAUCAAGACGCCUACAAUCCUCCUGACAUCACCAGCUCGUAUUCUCCUCAUAUGGACAUGUCUGAUUACCCACAAGCCCUCAGUCCCUCGUCUCCACGCCGUUACUCCCCCAUCCCUAAAGGACUGCUGCUGGGGGACGAGGACAUUCCCAGGGAGCCGCGGCGUGUGGUGAUCCUCAGAGGCUCCACGGGGCUGGGCUUCAAUAUCGUGGGAGGAGAGGAUGGUGAGGGGAUCUUCAUCUCCUUCAUUCUGACAGGAGGAGCUGCAGAUCUGAGCGGAGAGCUGAGGAAAGGAGAUCAGAUCCUGAGUGUGAAUGGUGUGGAUCUGCGUCGAGCGACUCAUGAGCAGGCCGCAGCGGCGCUGAAGAACGCAGGACAGACGGUCACCAUCAUCGCCCAGUACAGACCAGAGGAGUACAGCAGGUUUGAGGCGAAGAUCCAUGACCUGCGAGAGCAGCUGAUGAACAGCAGUUUAGUUUCUGCAGCAGAAUCAUUACGGAGCAGCAAGAGAAGCUUCUUCAUCAGGGCUCUGUUUGACUACGAUAAGACGGCGGACGGGGGCUUCCUGUCGCAGGCGCUGAGCUUCAGGUUUGGAGACGUUCUGCAGGUGUUUGACUGCAGCGAUGAGGAGUGGUGGCAGGCCGGAAAACUGACCCCACACGGAGAGAUGGAGGAGACCGGAUACAUUCCCAGCAAGAGGAGGGUGGAGAGGAAGGAAUGUUCCCGUCUGAAGACGCGUGGCAGAGACGCCGUCAGUGGACGCAGUGAAUACAUCGUCAGCUAUGAGACGGUGAUUCAGGCUGAAGUGCACUACGCGCGUCCCGUCAUCAUCCUCGGGCCGAGCAAGGACCGCGUCAAUGACGAUCUGCUCUCCGAGUUCCCCGACAAGUUCGGCUCCUGCGUCCCACACACCACGCGGCCCAAGCGCGAGUACGAGGUGGACGGCCGAGACUAUCACUUCGUGUCUUCACGUGAACAGAUGGAGAAGGACAUUCAGAGCCACCGCUUCAUCGAGGCCGGACAGUACAACAGCCACCUGUACGGCACCAGCGUCCAGAGCGUCAGACAGGUGGCCGAGCAGCACGGGAAACACUGUAUCCUGGAUGUUUCAGCAAAUGCAGUGAGGAGGUUACAGGCCGCCCAACUUCACCCCAUCGCCAUCUUUAUACGACCCUCAUCCCUGCAGAACAUACUAGACAUUAACAAGCGAGUGACGGAGGAACAGGCCCGAAGAGCUUUAGACCGAGCUGUUAAACUGGAGCAGGACUUCAUCGAGUGUUUCUCAGCGAUCGUGGAGGGCGACAGCUUCGAGGAGAUCUAUCACCAUGUGAAGUCUGUGAUUGAGGAACAGUCUGGGCCGUAUAUCUGGAUCCCAGCACGAGAGAGACUGUAAACACACACACACACACACACACACACACACACACACACUGCAGCAGGGGCUCAUGGGAGUCUGUGUGAAGGUCAGUUCAUUGCGCUGAAGCUCGUGUCUCCGGAUGAUCUUCAGAUUCACACCAACAGCUCAUCACAUCCUCCGUGCUCGGGACGCUUACCUCAUCUCCAUGGCAACGGUUCAUCGUGGGGUCAGACAAGGUCAGAAACCAUGACCAAGUGAAAACACCACAGCGCUGUUUGUGUGAGCUAGCCUUAAUGUGUGUGUGUGUGUGUGUGUGUGAGUGAGGGUCUGUGUGUGUGUGUGUGUGUGUGUGUGUGUGUGUGUGAAGGUCUGUGUGUGUGUGUGUGUGUGCGUGAGUGUGUGUGUGUGUGUGUGUGUGUGUGUGUGUGAGAGCCACUGCUACUGAUGAUGACGAUGAUGAAGGUGAUCCUGUGGGUUGUUUCCAUGGUGAUUGUGAGCUCAGAGAGUGUAACAGUGUCUGAGGCAAUAUAGACGUGAGCACUGAGCACUUUACUAACACACACACACACACACUCUCAGACACACACACACACACACACACACACACACACACACAGACACACACACACACACACACAUACUCACUCUGACAUGCGCGUGUGUGUGUGUCUCAUUGUGAAGAUGUGUCUCUAUAGGGCUACUGUUUACAUAUAAUACACACUUUAAACUGCACAGGGAGAGAAUCACAUGAGUGUGUGUGUGUGUGUGUGUGUGUGUGUGAUGAGUAUUAUUAUUAUUAUACAGAAUAUUCUACAGCUGUACAGACAGAUUCAGAUGAUCUGAACCAAUGGGGCUUUAAACACAUGAACACUGCACUUCUCUGAGCCAAAACUACCCACAAUCCACCUCUCUGCCCAUACAAACACAUGCUGUACUCACGCCUACAUCCACUCCACCCACAAUGCACUGCGCUCAGUCCUCAACAUCCAACCAAAGUGUUUUUCUGCUUUAGUUUGUGUGAUUCUGACGUCUUCAUCUCAGACUCAUGUUCACACACUCACAGACGGACGCUCGCUAUAAUGUGAAAUAAACUGAUUCAUGAAUAUAUUUCCUGCUGUAAACUUGAUACAGUACUGACAUGAUGAUUCAUUAAACUGUUUUAAUAAUU
Messenger RNA from Carassius gibelio (silver crucian carp), 3596 nucleotides. Its product is annotated as disks large homolog 4. The record is from RefSeq and is a predicted model, not a curated record. Gene Ontology annotation, molecular function: kinase binding. Gene Ontology annotation, biological process: chemical synaptic transmission; AMPA glutamate receptor clustering; postsynaptic neurotransmitter receptor diffusion trapping. The transcript is spliced from 22 exons. The coding region runs from base 74 to 2464 and encodes 796 amino acids. Lineage: Eukaryota; Metazoa; Chordata; Actinopteri; Cypriniformes; Cyprinidae. Gene Ontology annotation, cellular component: postsynaptic density membrane; neuromuscular junction; neuron projection.